Messenger RNA from Zymoseptoria tritici IPO323, 663 nucleotides. RefSeq lists its product as uncharacterized. The transcript has 2 exons. The record is from RefSeq and is a predicted model, not a curated record. Lineage: Eukaryota; Fungi; Ascomycota; Dothideomycetes; Mycosphaerellales; Mycosphaerellaceae. The coding region runs from base 1 to 663 and encodes 220 amino acids.
AUGGACGAACUUCUCGAAACCCAGAAUCCCGACGAAGCGCGCCCAAACAAGCGAGUGCGACUCGAGGCUCCGCUAGAAGUGACGGAACAGCUUCGAGACGAGAUGGCGGACGUGGACGAUUGGGACGAUGUUUACGGUGAGUCCGGUGAGAAGAGUGGCGAGAGCGCGGUGGCGGCAGCGGCAGCAUCUGGUACAGCAGCAGAUGCAACAAUCAAAUCGGAGGUAGACGUAGAAGCGACAUCGCAAGAGGCGACCUUUGCGCCGCCGGUGCAUGAGGCGCACGGUCAAGAGGAAGUACAACUUGUGAAGGAGGAGGUGGACGAUGGCAUCCCAGCGGAGGCUGUGUCGAAUGGCGACGAUUUUGUGUCGGCUCCUCUUCAAGAGGAGAACGCAACAGCGACUGUGCUUGCAGAGACUACUGAAAUAGUGCGCGACGCCUCCGAAUCGAAUGAGCAGCAGACUGCGAUCAAGGACGAACCCAUUUCGCAGCCGGAGCUCCCGUUCACCACCGAUGAGGCCAUCGAAGGCGCGACAUCGACAGACAUGGUCAUGGUGGAUGCCGACCAUUCGAUUCGUCCGACGCCGAGUCUUCGUCCGACGACAGCAGCUCAGACUCGGAUUCGGAUUCCGUCAACGACAGCAGCGACGAGGCUUACGAUAUGA